Molecule: messenger RNA, 1581 nt
Organism: Talaromyces amestolkiae
Lineage: Eukaryota; Fungi; Ascomycota; Eurotiomycetes; Eurotiales; Trichocomaceae
Exons: 4
Coding region: 1-1581 (526 amino acids)
Biological process (GO): chromate transport
Molecular function (GO): chromate transmembrane transporter activity
Source: RefSeq, a predicted model, not a curated record
AUGCAUUCAACAUCAAUCACGAAGAAUUUGUCCGGUUUGAAGUCUCUGAUCGCUCGUCAUCAAUCGAGACGAACUGUGCAGACUGAGACUCAUGGCGGAGAAUCUCUACCCAGUCGUCUUUUAGACGUGUUUCUGCGCMCCUGGGACCUCGGCUUUACAGCUUUCGGAGGUCCGCCAGUCCACUUUGGCAUUUUUCAUCAGCGCUUUGUUGAAGCAAAAACUGGAGAGAGAUGGGUUGAUGAGCAGACGUACCAAGAGUUGUUUGCGAUAUGUCAAGCACUUCCAGGGCCGGGAAGCACGAAGAUGCUGUUUUGUCUCGCAUUACUGCACGCUGGCUUCAUUCCUGCCGUACUAACAUUCUUAAUUUGGAGUCUUCCGGGAGCAAUUACCAUGUACGCCUUAGCCCUUGGCGUCCAACACAUCAAUGAAGUCCUUCCUGGACCAGUCUAUGGCCUACUCACCGGCAUGAACGCCUCCACAGUCGGGAUCAUUGCUCUUGCAGCUGUUCAACUAGCCAACAAAGCCAUCAAGGACAAAUUCUCUCGUAUUUUGGUCGUCUUUGGUGCUUGCGCCGGCAUGUGCUAUAAUGCGCUGUGGUACUUUCCCGUGCUCAUGGUGAUCGGCGGUAUUGCAGCUGUUGUCUGGUACGGAUGGAUGUUGCAAAGUGUCGGAAAGCUGAAAUCCAAGCUUAAGCGGAGAAAGUCGAAUACAGAAUCGCAGGUUGAGCAGGCUUCGAUCGAAGAUAGUGUCCCUCUAGAAGAGAGAGCCCAGCCGACUGAUGCUAGUAGUAUUCAAAGGAGAAAUGUGGGUGCCACAGCGACGCCGAUUCCAGGCUCGAAGCCGCCACAGAAUUUGCAGCAAGAGCAGGAAACGCAACAGGUUCAACAAGACAUACAUCAGGACCAUGCCAUCAAAAUCCGCGUGGGUAUCGUUAUCGCAGUUGUGUUUUUUGCCUCAUUCAUCGGCGUUCUCGUCAGCCGUGGCGUAAAAGCUUCMCCCGACAUUACUUUGGACCUCUUCGCCAACAUGUAUCUCGCUGGUACAAUCAUCUUUGGCGGUGGACCGGUCGUCAUUCCCCUCCUUCGCUCUUACGUCGUUGGUCCCGGCUGGGUCUCUGGCCGAGACUUCCUCCUCGGUCUCGCUAUGAUUCAAGCAUGGCCAGGUCCCAACUUCAACUUUGCCGUCUAUCUCGGAGCACUUGCGCUACGCGCUUCGCCUUAUCCGACAGUUCUCGGCGCGAUUCUCGGAUUUUUGGGAAUAUUUAUCCCCGGAAUUACGUUGGCAGUUGCCCUUCAAAGCUUCUGGCGCGUUAUGCGCAAGAACAAAUGGGUUAUUAAUCUCUUGCAUGGCCUCAAUGCUACUGCUGUCGGGUUGGUCUUCACGGCUGUUUACCGUUUGUGGAAUAUUGGGUACCUUACGCCGGAAACCACAAGCGGCCAAAGUCUGGCGUUGGAUCCCUGGUGGGUGGUUGUUGCGACUGUAACGUAUACCGAGAGUGCGUGGUUUGGUGUGCCGCCUGCGGCGGCGAUUUUGAUUGGGGCUGUUUUGGGUCUUUGCUGGUAUGGGGUGGUGAGCCCGUAG